Penicillium canescens is the source of this 1446-nucleotide messenger RNA. RefSeq lists its product as uncharacterized. Gene Ontology annotation, cellular component: plasma membrane. The transcript is spliced from 3 exons. Gene Ontology annotation, molecular function: carboxylic acid transmembrane transporter activity. Lineage: Eukaryota; Fungi; Ascomycota; Eurotiomycetes; Eurotiales; Aspergillaceae. The record is from RefSeq and is a predicted model, not a curated record. The coding region runs from base 1 to 1446 and encodes 481 amino acids. Gene Ontology annotation, biological process: carboxylic acid transport; transmembrane transport.
AUGCCGGUCAUCGAGAGUGGAACACCAAGCCACCAGCAAGACGAGACGAAAAAGUCUGAGACUCUUGUCAACGGCAGAGAUGUCGAAGAAGUCACGACUCAUUCGUACCGCCCUAGCAGAUGGCAGAGCAACAUAACAAUCAUCAGUUGCUAUAUUGCCAACUUCAGCGAUGGAUUCCAAAAUACCCUCGCUAAUCCUACCAAUGUCAUCUUCAAGCAGGUGCUUGGCUCCGAUGCGUAUUCCUCUGAAAUGAAGACGCGAAUCAGCAAUUCUCUGCUGGUUGGUGCUAUUCUCGGUGUUGUCGCCCUCGGAUACACAUCUGAUAUGUUCUCGCGACGGGCGGGAUUGCUGUUCACUUCCUCACUUGUGGCCAUUGGCACAUUGAUGUCGGCACUGGCUCUUCAGGUGCAUCCCUCGGGCAACAUGUUAUGGUACUUUGUGGUUGUUCGUGGCAUUGCUGGAUUCGGCGUCGGGGGUGAAUACCCUCCUAGUGCGGCAGCUGGUAUUGAAGAAACGGAUGAUGUCAUGAGAAAAUAUCGCGGUCCAAUGUUUGUUUCCUUUACAACGUUGAUGGCUACCCUCGCCGGUCCAAUCCUGAUGAUCAUCUACUUAAUCACGCUGAUUGCCAGCGACAACAACCUCGUCAUCGCUUUCCAUGCGAUUUACUCCAUUGCAACUAUCCUCCCAGUUGCAAUUAUCAUUCUCCGGAUUUUCAUGGUUGACUCGUCACUCUUCCACUAUUCCAACCUUACACGCCAGCCUAAAUCACUUCGCCUUUACCUUCUCCUGGCUAAGCGAUACUGGUGGAGACUGUUGACAACAUCACUGGCCUUCUUUCUGUACGAUUUUAUCAACUUCCCGAACAGCAUCAUGUCCAGCACGAUCAUCUCCUCGCUUGUCAAGGACCACGAUGUGCGGACCACCGCCAUCUGGCAGGUCAUUCUAGCAGUGCUUCCAGUUCCCGGUGUUGUAGUCGGGGCUUGGCUCACAAAUGCCAUUGGACGGCGUUGGACCGGUAUAUUGGGCUUCGCAGGCUACGUGGUUCUCGGUUUUGUCAUUGGCGGAACUUAUACCAAGCUUUCUCAGAGCAUUGCGGCAUUCGUUGUUCUAUACGGCUUGCUGCAAGCAUUCGGUCACAUGGGACCAGGUGCUACUAUUGGACUUAUCUCAUCCGAGUCUUUCCCGACUGCUAUGCGUUCCAUGGGGUAUAGCGUUGCGACAGCCUUUGGCAGAACGGGCGCUGCAGUUGGAACACAAUGCUUCACCCCCUUGCAGGAAAAUGCCGGCAACAGCUCCACUUUUUACCUGGCUGGAGGUGUUGCCAUCCUUGGAAUGAUGGUAUACUACUUGCUGCCUGAAAGUGGAGAGUUGGACUUGGAGAAGGAGGACAAGAUUCUCAGGGAGUACCUGAUGCAGCACGGUUUCACGACUGAUAUGAAGGAGUAG